This is a messenger RNA of Rattus rattus (black rat), 611 nucleotides long. Its product is annotated as histone H2A type 4. NCBI's taxonomy places the organism in Eukaryota, Metazoa, Chordata, Mammalia, Rodentia, Muridae. Bases 42 to 434 code for a protein of 130 amino acids. The transcript has a single exon. Gene Ontology annotation, molecular function: structural constituent of chromatin; protein heterodimerization activity; DNA binding. The record is from RefSeq and is a predicted model, not a curated record. Gene Ontology annotation, cellular component: nucleosome.
ACGCACUACCUCGGUUACGGCUUUAAGGCUUUUGAAGAAUCAUGUCUGGCCGUGCAAAGCAGGGUGGCAAGGCUCGUGCCAAGGCCAAGUCCCGCUCUUUCAGAGCAGGUUUGCAGUUUCCUGUGGGACGUGUGCACCGGCUCCUUCGCCAAGGGAACUACGCAGAGCGAAUUGGGGCUGGCACACCAGUGUACCUGGCGGCCGUGCUGGAGUACCUGACGGCUGAGAUCCUGGAGCUGGCGGGCAACGCGGCGAGGGACAACAAGAAGACGCGCAUCAUCCCGCGCCACCUGCAGCUGGCCAUCCGCAACGACGAGGAGCUCAACAAGCUGCUAGGCCGCGUGACCAUCGCGCAGGGCGGCGUCCUGCCCAACAUCCAGGCCGUGCUGCUGCCCAAGAAGACCGAGAGCCACCACAAGUCCCAGACCAAGUGACUCCCGCACUUGUGACAGCAGCUAACAGCUUAAAACAAAAAGGCUCUUUUCAGAGCCACCUUUCGUUUUCACGAAAAGUUGUGCAUGACAAUUUUUCUCCUGAACAGGUAUAAUCAAUGACUCAAUUUCAGGCUUCGUUUGACCUCAACCAGCUGUUCAAUUUUAUUAACUCAAGAC